Messenger RNA from Plasmopara halstedii, 1425 nucleotides. RefSeq lists its product as uncharacterized. The transcript has 5 exons. The record is from RefSeq and is a predicted model, not a curated record. Gene Ontology annotation, cellular component: centrosome. Bases 1 to 1425 code for a protein of 474 amino acids. Lineage: Eukaryota; Oomycota; Peronosporomycetes; Peronosporales; Peronosporaceae.
AUGGUGGACCAGGAAGAAACGUUACUGUCCUAUGGGUCACCACGGCGGGGCUUCUCAACAUCGGUGCACAGCUGUGUUGAUGAUGCGCUGCUACUAAAAGAAGGAGAGAGGGAUCCAAUGAGCUUGCUUGCGUACUAUCGCCAGCGCUGUGAAGAUUUUCAUCUUGAACGUGAGCAAACCUUAGAACAUUUGGCACAAAUCGAGGUUUCUAAGGGAAAAAUGCAUGAGCUUAAGUGGGAGCUCAAAACCAAAAACGAGGAGAUUUCAGAAUUGGAGGCAUCAUUAAAAACAGUAAAUGAUGAAGUUUUUCAAUUAAAAUCAGACCUGAUUGAUCUUCAGGCGGAAUGUGAAUCACGAAAGCUUAAAGAGCAGGACGAUCUUGUAAAAAUUCAACACUUACUGGCACUUACUCAACCAAUUACUGAGCAGGUGACAUUCUUUCGAGAUUGUCGACCGAGUUCGCGGACGACGUACCCGUCAGCGAUUCCAAAGACAUACCCGUAUCCGUCAACAAUGCAUAUUGGAUCAGAAGAAAUGCUGCAGAUAGAGAAGGAGCAUCAGUCAGGUUUUGUGGUUCGAGGAAACGCUCCGAGUCUCAAGAAUAUGAUAAAAUCGAUACCACCAAACAAGGUGCUUCGUACUAUUUACAUGCCUAGUGAGCAGACAGCGGCAUUAACAGCGACCAUUGAAUCUCUACAAAGUCAACUUAAGUCUCAUCGGCAACUCACUGAAGCGCGAAUCCAGUCCCUUUUAGAUGAUUUUGCAAAAGAAAAAGCAAAAAUGCUACUGCAUCAGCAGCAGAUAGAGGAGAAGAGCAUUCAGCUCGAAAAACAAGUCGAAAAGACGACGCAAAUUCUUACUCAAACAACUAAAGACUAUUUAGUAUUACGCCACAAGUCGCAAGAAGCGGAACGUCUCGCGCACGAAGAGAUUUUUCAAGUGAAUCAAACGUGUGAAACGUUGACAUUAGAGAAGACUAAGUUGACGGAAAAGGUGCGGGAGGAGGCUCACGCACUGCGUGUUGUGGCUCAAGCAGAGAGCACGCAGACUGUGUUACGUAAACAAGCUCUUUCGCGCGAACGAGAUUUACAUAUUCUGAAAGAACAGUAUGCAGCCAUGCAAGCAGCAUGUACUAAACGAAUCCAAGAUCUGCAGAUUCGCUUAACAAAUUUACGAAAUCGAUAUCGAAAUUUAGAUCAACGUCGCGCAAUGGAAAUGGAAGGAUUUACGCGAGACCUGGCAGGACUGAAGCGACAUUUGCAGAAAUUAGAGGUUAUUCUUUACGGUAGGGGACUUACAGCUCAAGAGCGCCAAGUGCUACGAUAUGACGAAAACUAUGCAUUAACUUCGAACGAGCUUAGUGAAGAAAUCGCAGCUUUGCAGCGGCGCUUGAUGGAUCUAUCGGCUGAUCUUGCCGAGGCAUAA